Aricia agestis (brown argus) is the source of this 3237-nucleotide messenger RNA. Its product is annotated as ATP-dependent RNA helicase DHX30-like. Gene Ontology annotation, molecular function: DNA helicase activity; ATP binding; G-quadruplex RNA binding. Lineage: Eukaryota; Metazoa; Arthropoda; Insecta; Lepidoptera; Lycaenidae. The coding region runs from base 46 to 3225 and encodes 1059 amino acids. The transcript is spliced from 22 exons. The record is from RefSeq and is a predicted model, not a curated record. Gene Ontology annotation, cellular component: intracellular anatomical structure; nucleus; cytoplasm.
GCAUAACCUCCAAAAGUACCCAAAAGGAUAGAAAAGGUUUUAAAAAUGUUUUCGAUAAACUUUUUAUUACAAAAGUCUAAUUGUAUAAAAUUAUCGCGGUCAGUUAAAGGAUUUUUGGGGUAUAGUAAAUAUUCCGUUUGCAAAUGUUACGUUUCCAGUAGAUAUAAUGAAAUAAACCAAAGCAAUUCUGAAUUAUCUGUAAUAACAAAGAGGUUUUAUGCUAAGGGAUUUAUAGAUAAGUUAAUACAUGAACAGUCGGAAGAACAUCAGAAAGAAUUAAAUAAAAUUAGUGUAAUAUUUCCACAACCGAGAGUAACACUAAACGAAUUAACAUCAAAAACACCCGAUAACAUAUUUGAUAUAAGCUACAAGCAAACAGUGGUUACACCCAAAGGAAGCAAAAGAAAAACUGUUUUUACCAAUGACUGGACAUGUGUAUAUACUUUUACAUGGCCUGAAAAAGUCAAAUUCGAAAGUACAGCAAAAUCAAAACGGCAAGCAGCGGAAAAGGCUGCUCUGCAGGCAGUGCAAUGGUUGUUCAACAGAAAGUGUAUAGAUAUAAAGGGUAACCCCAUGUAUGAUAGGAAUGUUAUCAACGAGCUAAAAGAUAGCUUGGACCACAAAAUACAGGCAACCGUCACAGAAAAUUCCAUAGAAAGACUUAAUAGAAUAUUUGAUGAUUAUGAAAGAGAUAUAAAAAAUUUGUAUGAAGAAACUUUUGUAGAAGCAAGUAAAAGAAUGGCACACAUACAACCAGUAUUACUCAAAGAUUCAACAAUUGAUGAAGAUGGUGGGGAGUUAGCAGAUUCGACCACAGAGUUAGCAGAUUUUGAAGAUUUUAGGAUGAACAUGCAUCCGGUGUACGGGAAGAGUGUGACUCCGUCUCCAUCUUUUCUGUCGAGACGUCAACGCGUGCUGAAAGAGAAGUUUGACAACUAUGACGAGGGUCUGACUCCUCUACCCAUAGACCAAUACAUAGACGAAAUAACAUCGACCAUAGACAAGUCCAGAGUGACAGUUAUCGUUGGCGCGGCAGGCUGCGGUAAAUCGACGCGCGUGCCGGCCGCCAUCUUAAGAAAAUGGCGGACGGACGCGGCGGCCAUAGUGUCGGAGCCCCGUCGUGUAGCCGCUAUAGGAUUAGCACAGAGAGUUGCUGACGAGUUGCAUGAAAAUGUAGGUGAAUGCAUCGGCUACCAAGUACGUUUGCAGUCGAAACUACCGCGGCCGGGGGGCGGCGUUCUGUUCUGUACCUCGGGUGUGCUGCUAAGGAGGUUGCAGUUUAAUCCAGGUCUGGAAGGCUGCAGCCACGUGGUGAUAGACGAGGCCCACGAGCGCGACGUGAACACGGACCUGACGCUGCUGCUGCUGCGCCGCGCCCUCGACCUCAAUCCGACACUGAAACUGGUCGUCAUGAGCGCGACGCUAGAUACUGAAGUUUUCACCAGAUAUUUCAAGGACACCCCAGUGAUAGAAGUGCCCGGGCGGACUUACCCCGUGACCGUGUACCAUUUGAACGAGAUACAGAAGAAGUUCAGUAUCCGACUACCCAAUACUAAAGAGAACUGCGAGAAGAAUGGGAAACCAUACUUAAACUGCCAAGAGAUAGUAGAAGUUAUAAAAGCCGUCGACAAGAAUCAACAGGAGGGCGCCAUCUUAGUUUUCCUGCCGGGCUGGGCCGAGAUUAAACAAGUGCAGCUGUUACUACAAGAUACUUACAGAGACUCGACUCUGCAUAUGAUAAUACCUGUACAUUCCAGAUUAUCAACUGCGGACCAAACGCGCAUGUUCCAUUGCGCGGCCGCGGGUGUACGACGUAUAGUACUCGCUACGAACAUCGCUGAGACCUCCAUCACCGUGCCGGACGUCGUGCACGUUGUAGACGCCGGGGCGCAUAGAGAGAACAGGAUACGGGAGACCACAGGUACUGCGAGCUUAGAAACUGUCUGGGUAUCAUUAGCUGGCGCUAAACAGAGGGCGGGCAGAGCUGGCCGUGUUCAACCAGGCAUCUGUUACAGACUUUAUACUAAAGAGAAAGAGGAAGAAUUUGCUCCGCACACAACACCAGAAAUAUUGAGAGUACCGCUAGACCAAAUUGUAUUAGAUUGUAAAUCAUACGCGCCCGACGAGUAUGUGGAAGAUUUCUUGUCACAACUACCUGAGCCGCCUAGUAAAAAGAUGAUCAAGUUUGCUGUAGACGACCUCAUAGAUUUAGGUGCCCUAACCAGUUCCCAGCGUCUCACGCGCCUAGGCUCUAUUUUAGCGCCACUGUCGCUGCCACCGCGGUUAGGCGCGAGUUUGCUCAGCGGGGCGAUUCUUGGCGGAGUGGUCGCGGCUGCUAACGUCACCGUGCAUUGCGCUGAUAGUGUCGAGCUGUUUCAUUCUGCCGCGGAUAGACGAGAAGAAAUACGUGGUAUCAAGAGUGAGUUCAACAAGACAUCGGACCAUGCUGCGUUACACUGGAUUCAAGAUACUUUCGAGCAGAAAUGUAGGGAGGGACGGGACGCGGUCGCCGCCUGGUGCGACAGAUACGGCCUGAGGAUUGAUAGAUUGAGAUACGUUAAAUCAAUAUCCAAUCUCUACCUUGAGAAUUUACUAAAAAGCGGUGUUAUGGGUGAAGCGGACGGUGAAUUAAACCGUUUCUCCGACAUUGACGAACUGACUACAGCCAUUUUGUUGUCUGGUUCCAACUCGCUACUGACGACUAAGAAAUACGUCAAGACUAAAGGCAAACUUGCGACUACGCUAGGUGUGUUUACGAGCAAAGGCGAAAGGGCACAUAUAAGCACGGAGAGUGUGAACUACGGUAUAAAGAAGUCUAAACACGGCACCCACCUUUUAACCUACUUCGGCGGCCACCACUCCCUAGAGAGGCGGGCCCUGGUCGUAUACAAAACUUCCCUCAUAUCCCCACAUACAGCUUUAUUGUUUGCUUCAGGAAAUAUCGCUACUGAGAAGAACGAAGAUGACGACACAACCAUGAUACAGCUACAAAGACAUAAGCUGCAGAUAGAAAUGCCUACAAGGCAAGCUGAAGCUAUACUAAAAGCUAGAGAGAUGCUUUGGAACACCAUAAAGUACUACAUCGAAAGAGAUUUAAAGACAAUCAACUAUGAUGACGUCACGAAUGUGGGUAGAUUCAAAAUAAGACUUGUGAAGGCGAUAGGAAGAAUACUAGUAGAAGCGGAGCAAAAUCUAGAAGCAAAAUCGAGUGAUUAUAUGAAAUAAAUGUAUUAAAAA